Molecule: messenger RNA, 967 nt
Organism: Microcebus murinus (gray mouse lemur)
Lineage: Eukaryota; Metazoa; Chordata; Mammalia; Primates; Cheirogaleidae
Gene: TP53RK
Product: TP53 regulating kinase
Biological process (GO): protein phosphorylation
Cellular component (GO): EKC/KEOPS complex; cytosol; nucleus
Molecular function (GO): ATP binding; protein serine/threonine kinase activity
Source: RefSeq, a predicted model, not a curated record
GAGGAAGCCCGAGAAUUUCCGGAGCGAGCCGAAGCAUCGCGACAGCUUCCGGAGCGCGCGGGCCGGCUCGGACGCCCAGUGCAGGGCGCGACCAUGGCGGCUGCGGUCGCCGCUGCUCCCGGGGACUGCGAGGAGCCGGCGCCGGAGGCUGAGGCGCUGGCCGCGGCCCGGGAGCGGAGCGGCCGCUUCCUGAGCGGCCUGGAGCUGCUGAAGCAGGGCGCCGAGGCGCGCGUGUUCCGCGGCCGCUUCCAGGGCCGCGCGGCCGUGGUGAAGCACCGCUUCCCCAAGGGCUACCGGCACCCGGCGCUGGAGGCGCGGCUCAGCCGGCGGCGGACCGUGCAGGAGGCCCGGGCGCUGCUCCGCUGCCGCCGCGCAGGAAUAUCUGCCCCUGUUGUCUUUUUUGUGGACUAUGCUUCCAACUGCUUAUAUAUGGAAGAAAUUGAAGGCUCAGUGUCUGUUCGAGAUUAUAUUCAAUCCACUAUGGAGACUGAAAAAUCUCCCCAAAAUCUCUUUGGCUUAGCUAAGACAAUCGGGCGGGUUUUGGCUCGAAUGCAUGAUGAAGACCUCAUUCACGGUGAUCUCACAACUUCCAACAUGCUCCUGAAACCCCCCAUGGAACAGCAGAACAUUGUGCUCAUAGACUUUGGACUGAGUUUCAUUUCAGCACUUCCAGAAGAUAAGGGGGUAGACCUCUACGUCCUGGAGAAAGCUUUCCUCAGCACCCAUCCCAACACUGAGACUGUGUUUGAAGCCUUUCUGAAGAGCUACUCUACCUCCUCCAAAAAGUCCAGGCCAGUGCUAAAAAAAUUAGAUGAAGUUCGCUUAAGAGGAAGAAAGAGGUCCAUGGUUGGGUAGGAGAAUGUGUGUGACAGUCACACACAGUUAAGUUCUUUUUUCAAAGUAAAUUUGAAGAAAUGCUACAAAUACAAGAUUAGACCUCAAUAAAGGUGUUGAUAUUUUUAAGUAA